Messenger RNA from Micropterus dolomieu (smallmouth bass), 1734 nucleotides. RefSeq names its product WAP, Kazal, immunoglobulin, Kunitz and NTR domain-containing protein 2-like. NCBI's taxonomy places the organism in Eukaryota, Metazoa, Chordata, Actinopteri, Centrarchiformes, Centrarchidae. Gene Ontology annotation, molecular function: protein binding; serine-type endopeptidase inhibitor activity. Gene Ontology annotation, cellular component: extracellular region. The record is from RefSeq and is a predicted model, not a curated record. Bases 1 to 1734 code for a protein of 577 amino acids. The transcript has 2 exons.
AUGUGGUGGAUGCUGUUUCCACGCUGGAUCUGGUUCCUGGCGUGUGUGUCAGUGUGGAUGGAGCACGAGGUCGGAGUUUUGCCUCAUAUCACCUAUUCACACGCGGGGAUCUGUCCUAAUGACAUGAACCCCAACCUGUGGGUGGAUGCAAUGAGCACCUGCACAAGAGAGUGUGAAUCUGAUCAGGAGUGUGAGUCUUUUGAGAAGUGUUGCCAAAAUGUGUGUGGGAAUCGGAGUUGUGUGGCAGCCCGUUACGUAGACGGCAAAAAAGGCCCCAUGGGAAUGCCCAAAGAAGCCACUUGCGCCAGUUUUAUGUGCACCCAGCAGGGGUCUGAGUGUGACAUCUGGGACGGCCAGCCGGUGUGUAAGUGCAGGGACCGCUGCGAGAGGGAGCCGCACUUCACCUGCGCUUCCGACGGCAUGACCUACUACAACAAGUGCUACAUGGAUGCUGAGGCGUGCUCUAAGGGCAUCACCCUGUCCGUCGUCACCUGCCGAUUCCACCUCACCUGGCCCAACACUAGCCCCUCGCUGCCGCAGGCGACCACUCUUCGCCCUACCACUGCUCCACUUCAGGCAACUAUCCCACCUCCCACUGAGCCUCAGCCACCCGUUGUGGUCAGCAGCCCCGCUCACCAGACUGUAAACGUGGGUGACACAGCCAGCUUCCUGUGUGAUGUGACAGGUCGCCCCCGGCCCGAGAUCACUUGGGAGAAGCAGCUGCCAGAGGAGGUGGAGAGGGUAGUCAUGAGGCCUAAUCAUGUGCGAGGGAAUAUGGUGGUCACUAACAUAGGUCAGCUGGUCAUCUACAACGCCCAGCCGCAUGAUUCAGGAGUCUACACCUGCACUGCUCAGAACCCAUCUGGCUCCGUGCAGGCCAACCACCCGCUCACUGUGCUGCCCACAGAGCCACCCAAGACCCCCGAGGCCAAGAAUGUGACGCGCUGCCUGCCCAAGGAGUGUCUGAAACCCCCUGAUAACCCUGAAGAUUGUGGGAGCGAGCUGGAGAAAGUCAGCUGGUACUAUGAGCCCAAGACCAACAACUGCUUCUCCUUCACCCACUGCCACAGCAACAACAGCCAGCAGCCCAGGAAGGUGUUGGAGACAUACGAGGAGUGCAUGCAGUGCUGCGGCCCCGAGUUGUCGGGCCCCUGUGGGCUCCCCAGCCUGCAGGGACCCUGUAAGGCCUACGAGCCACGCUGGGCUUACAGCAGCACCCUGCGGCAGUGUCAGUCCUUCAUCUACGGUGGAUGUGAGGGCAACGACAACAACUUUGAAUCUAAAGAAGCCUGCGAGGAGAUGUGCCCCUACCCGAAAAACCACCACUGCAAGGCCUGCAAGCCAAGAGGCAAGAUGGUGACGAGCUUCUGCCGGAGCGACUUCGUCAUCCUGGGGCGCAUGACAGAGCUGACGGAGGAGAAGGACUCAGGCCAUGCCCUUGUGGCUGUGGAUGAGAUCCUCAAGGAUGAGAAGAUGGGUUUACGCUUCUUUGGCAAGGAGCCUCUUGAGGUCACCUUCCUCAACAUGGACUGGAACUGCCCGUGCCCAAACAUCACGGCCGCCGCCGCUGAGGGACAGGUCAUCAUUAUGGGAAACGCGAACGACGGCAUGGCCGUCCUUCAGCCGGAGAGCUAUGUCGGUGCGUCCAGCCCUCGCCGUGUGCGAAAGCUGAGAGAGGUCAUCUCCAAGAACACGUGUGACAUUCUCAAAGCGAUCACCAACAGCCCUCAAUAG